This is a messenger RNA of Nelumbo nucifera (sacred lotus), 2481 nucleotides long. Its product is annotated as camphor resistance CrcB family protein. Gene Ontology annotation, molecular function: fluoride transmembrane transporter activity. Gene Ontology annotation, biological process: fluoride transmembrane transport. The record is from RefSeq and is a predicted model, not a curated record. Lineage: Eukaryota; Viridiplantae; Streptophyta; Magnoliopsida; Proteales; Nelumbonaceae. Gene Ontology annotation, cellular component: plasma membrane.
CUCUUUCGCUCUCUCCAUAAACGAGCAAGCUGACCUCCUAAAGCGGUGGUGUCACUGGUGCUCCUCGUUGCCUGCGGCUCCCCAGUCCCAACUGGUGUGAUAUUGAGUAUCGAUUAUCUGCUUUUCUUUUUCGGAAUUCAUUCAGGAACAAUGAAGCGUAGUGAUUCCCAUAAUGAAAAUGUAUGUCAGAGAAAUAUGUUCGAUCGGAAAUCUUUUAGAAGUCUCAGUCUGGAUAGAAGGGACUACAAUGGGAUGAAUGGAAAUGGACCGAGACAAGGAGGUGGGUCGUGCGGUCAGAUAAGUGGUAUUGGUUCUUUGCAGAGAAGGCACUCCCUCAGUCUUUCACGUGGGUUUGUACAAGUAUCUGAUGACCUUGAAAGCGAAACCAUGUCACAGGCUGGAGAUAUUGGGGACCGAGCACUUCACAGCAAUAGAUAUAGUGAGAAUAGUAGCUUCCGGUUCUCAUUGGAUGAUAAUUCAUUACGUCUGGAGAAUGGAGUUGGAUCAAUUCCUGAAGAUGAUGUUAUGUUACAGUCUUAUGGCUUUUGCGUUCGUGAUGGUAUUUCGCCAGAUGCCAAAUCCCCUGUUUCUCCACUUCCAUCUGAGAUUAUAUCUCCCCUCUCAACAGAUGCAAUUAUCCACUCUGGAGACAAAAAUCAAAGUCAGGCAUCGGGCUACAAGAAUGACCAGAAACAGCUGCCCCUGUUAUUGGAGUAUAUUUCAUGCCUUGCUCAUUUAGCCUUCUUCGGAAUACUUGGGGUGCUGACAAGGUAUUUACUGCAAAAGCUCUUUGGUCCCAGUGUUGCAGGUGUCACAAGUGAUCAAAGUUUUAUCUACCUUGAUCUUCCUUCUAAUAUGGUAGGUUCUUUCUUGAUGGGAUGGUUAGGUGUGGUUUUCAAAGGAGACAUAUGCAAUGUAUCCGAUCUUUUGGCAAUUGGAUUGACAACAGGAUACUUGGGAAGCCUCACAACUUUCAGUGGCUGGAACCAGAAAAUGCUUGAUCUUAGUGUUAAAGGUCAUUGGGUGUUCUGUGUUGUUGGCUUUCUACUAGGCAUGCUUCUUGCUGCUCAAUCUAUCAUUCUAGGGGUUGAUACUGCCAGAGAUUUCAGGAAGCUACUCAAGAAACUCAGAAGAGGAUCUUCAAGUGACAUCACUAACUCAGAAAAAACCUGGAGGGUGGACAGCUGCAAACGGCAUUUGGCAGUUCUUAUGGUGUUGGUACUGAUGGUUGGCUUGUUGUGGGGUGUUAGUGGAGCAUUGGUGAGAAAAAGGUUUGAUGAUGAUAACAAGGGUGCUGAGCUGUGGUUAGCUUGCUUGGUUGCACCUCCUGGUGUGUGGGCCAGAUGGUUCUUAGCCCGUCUUAAUGGAAGAGGGUUAGGAAAGAAGGGUUUAUUGAAGUGGGUCCCUUUUGGAACUCUAAUUGCAAAUGUUUCUGCAGCUUUUAUUAUGGCAGCACUUGCAACAGUGAAGAAAGCGGUUGAUAGCAAGACUUGUGAAACAGUUGCAACAGGACUUCAGUUUGGGUUUAUGGGGUGUCUAAGUACUGUUUCCACUUUUAUUGCUGAGUACAAUGCAAUGAGAGAGAGCAAGCAUCCAUGGAGAGCAAAUGCAUAUGCAUUGAUGACAAUACUACCAUCUUUUGGCUUAGGGAUUCUAAUUUAUGCUAUACCUGUCUGGGCAAAUGGUUAUGAGUAGUGGACUAGUAAGUAGAGAGACAUUCAUGGUGAAAACCUCAGGGAUGGACAUGCACCUAUGUGUGAGAAGAUGGAGAUAGUCUUGCAAAGUUUGCUGUUCACAAGGCUCUAAAUAUGUCCACAAACUCAUUUCCAAGUUCAUGUGGUAAUGCAUAAGGGGAGAAUAUAUUGGGCCCUUGCUCUAACAAAAUCAUCCAAGCACUAGUGCUCAAUGUUCAUUUAUCCCUUCUGAUACUUGAGAAAUUGAGAAUCAUUCCACCAAUGGAACACAAGCUUGAUGGACCUGGUAUAGUUAUGCACUUGCCCACAUUUUUGGCCACAAAGCAUGAGAACAAUGAAAGCUUUUAGUGAAGCAAAUUUUUUCUGCAGAUAAUAUCAACUAGACUCUUCCCUGCUACAGGAUACUGGACUUACCCUGGAGGUUUCUUUUGCUGGCAAUCAUUCAGCACACAUACAUAUAUGGUGGUGGAUAAUGGAUGAUCACCAUGAGACAUGCCUUGUGUUAUUUAUGUUUCCAUCUUUUGUAUAAAUUUUCCACUGUUAUUCAAAGCAAUCUACAUGGCAGCAGUCUUAUAUGCAGGUCAAAAGUAAGAUAAGAAAAUAAAAAAAAAUUAUAUGCUAGAGCAGCUACACCCAUCCAUAUUUUAGUUUGCAUACUAUGUAAAGUUGGAUGUUACUAUGAUUUAAAAUUUAGCAAUGGUAUAAAUGAUGUAUGAAUGAAACAGGAAGCAGGUUACCUAAAGGACCUUUUUUCUGGCAGAUGAAUCAAUACUUUUAUUAACCGUCA